CAGCUUUAGGUGUUGUUUAUGCUCACACCCAGAAAAUGUAUAAUCAACGUUUUGCAUUUAGGACAUUCGACUAUUUGGGAUCUUAUGGAGUAAUAAUGUUUUUUGUGCUUUCCGCUUUUUUACUUACUCUUCGAAUGUUAUUGGAUUGGGAACGGUAUCACGAAAAGAGAGAAGAGAAAAAAAAUUCAAAUUCAGUUGUUGUAAAUAAAAUUGAUCACCUUGAAUGUGGUGAGGACCUCGAAAAAAACUUAUCAAACGUUCCACUCUUAUCAUCGACGGAUUCUGAUAGCAAUAUUGAAAUAUCCUCAAUAGAAGAAAAAAAACCUGAUAAUUUUUUCUAUUAUAUUCGAAAAAAAAUAUUAAAUUAUCAAAUACCAAUAAAAUUUUGGCUAAAGUUCUUUCUUCGUCGAUUUAUGCGUGUAUAUCCACCGUAUGCGAUUCUUUUACUGUUUAUUGCAUAUAAUGACUUCAUAAGAAGUGCAUAUAAAAAUUUUAUGGAUUCAUCGACUUUAAUUCCGCAUCUGCUUUUUCUAGCAGAUAAAUAUCUGAUUUUUUGGACUAUUCCUAUAGAGUUAACGUACUAUUUAUGUAUACCAAUAAUUGUCAUUGGAUAUGUGGAGCUUGCUCGUUUUGGUGCUUUCCUUACGAACUAUUACUUUAAGAAACCCGCAAUUGGAGCUUGGUUAUGUCGAAUACUUGCUAAUGUUAUUAUUGUGAUUAAACGUACAGAAUUAUUAAUAGCACACAGUGAAGACCGCAAAAAAUUUCACAAAAGCAGUUUUUCGGAUACUUUUCAUAUUUUUUUAGUUGGAUCAAUAUGUGCAAUUUGGUAUAGAGAAAUAAUUCGUCUUGGAUUGUUGCCAUUGAGCUUAGAAGAAGAGAAUUCUCUGGACGAUAAAUCAAAUGAUUGUAAUAUAUCUACACUUAAAAGAUCGAGAUUUAUUAAAUUAAUUAUUAACAAACUACCGAGUCGACAUCAGUUUGCAAGAUGUUUUUUUGACUUUGGAUGUUAUUUCUUACUUCUCUUGAAGUUAUGUACAUUACCUCAUAUAGCUGAAAAAGUUUUUGGUUUACGUCGCACCCGUCAAAUGAUUUUAGAAAGAAAACUUGGUGGUUCGCUCGACGCAAUGCUAAUUUUAUUUGGCCUACUUUCACGAAAUGGCUCGUUUGUAAAGGCAUUAUCUUGUAAUUUUUUACGUUUUUGUGGAAAAAUUUCAUUUAGCAUAUAUUUAUUACAUCCAAUUGCAAUGACGUUUGUGAAUAAAUAUGUGACUUCUAUUGGACUUAAAGCUGCGAAAAAAGAAAAAAGUGCAGAAGAGAAAGCUAAUGUGAUAUUGGAUGCAGUAAUGUUGUCAUUUGCGACAACACUUAUUUUAGCAUGGAUCUAUUUUAAAUGUGUUGAAAGACCUUUUAUGAAUUUAGCUAACUAUAUUGCGAAGAGAUGGUUAGGUGAG
Dentiscutata heterogama is the source of this 1454-nucleotide messenger RNA. The record is from the annotation of a GenBank genome assembly. NCBI's taxonomy places the organism in Eukaryota, Fungi, Glomeromycota, Glomeromycetes, Diversisporales, Gigasporaceae.